GUUACCUGGCUGUUGCAAGUCAGCAACAUGGACUGCGUCUAAUAUGUCCUCAGACAAUUGAAACGCCAGCGAUGUACUGAAGCUCUUAAACUAAAAGAAACUCCACAGGUCUUGGCAGGACGCGACGGCUUUGUUUUGUUCUACCUGCGUGACGCAGCAAACGGGACUCCUGUUAAUUAGGCUCCACCGUGCAAGUAAGGACGAAGCGGAGGCACUUCCUCCAAGAACUCGUUCACCUCACGAGUCCCACCUUCUCGCCGAGUUUCCAUUUGGACUUCUUGUAGAACCCUUUCAGGUCACCAUCAACAUCUCACCUGUGCCGCCGCACCAUGGAUUGCACCCGGCCGAAGAGCUCGAAGGCGCCCCAGCUUAACGUCGCGGGAAAGCGGCGGUAUCCGUGCAUCUGGAAGGGUUAGGGAAGAAGAGCUCGAGCACUUGGUGUUACAGCGCAUGGCCUCUGGACAAAGUGGGAACGACCAUGCACAACCCCCUCCGACAGCGGAGUGUGUACGCGUUCCUGUGCUUUGGCAUCAUAUACUUCAGACUCGGGGCCCUGUCCUCGGUGGUGGCUCUGGGCGCCAACAUCAUCUGCAACAAGAUUCCCGGGCUGGCACCUCGCCAGCGGGCCAUCUGCCAGAGCCGACCGGACGCCAUCAUCGUCGUGGGCGAAGGCGCCCAGAUGGGCAUCAACGAGUGCCAGUACCAGUUCCGAUAUGGACGCUGGAACUGCUCAGCGCUGGGGGAAAGGACGGUCUUCGGUCAGGAGCUGCGAGUAGGCAGCCGGGAAGCAGCGUUCACCUACGCCAUCACAGCGGCGGGGGUGGCCCACGCCAUCACAGCGGCGUGCAGCCAGGGCAACCUGAGCCAGUGCGGCUGUGACCGGGAAAAGCAGGGGUUUUACAACCAGGAGGAAGGCUGGAAGUGGGGAGGCUGCUCGGCGGACAUCAAGUACGGGAUCGAGUUCUCUCGCCGCUUCGUGGACGCCCGGGAGAUUAAAAAGACUCCCCGACGCCUGAUGAACUUGCAUAACAACGCGGCAGGGAGAAAGGUACUAGAAGACAGAAUGAAGCAGGAGUGCAAGUGCCACGGCGUCUCAGGCUCCUGCACCACCAAGACCUGUUGGACGACCCUCCCCAAGUUCCGAGAGAUUGGCUACGUACUCAAGGACAAGUACAACGAAGCCGUGCACGUGGAGGUGGUCCGGGCCAGCCGCCUGCGCCAGCCCACCCACCUCAAGGUGAAGCAGACUCAGGGCUACCGCAAGCCCAUGGAGGCGGACCUCGUCUACAUCGAGAGGUCGCCCAACUACUGCGAGGAGGACACAGCCACGGGGAGCGUGGGCACCCAGGGGCGCCUGUGCAACCGCACCUCGCCGCAUACGGACGGCUGCGACCUGAUGUGCUGCGGGCGAGGCUACAACACACACCAGUACACCAAAGUGUGGCAGUGCAAUUGUAAGUUCCAAUGGUGCUGCUUCGUCAAGUGCAACACGUGCAGCGAGAGGACGGAGGUGUUUACCUGCAAAUAAGGAACUCCUGGCAGAAAGUGAGGCUCCAAAGACUAUUUGAAUGAAGAAGACUCGAGCAAGCGAGAUGGAAGUGUGACACAGACCAGUGAGACAUUUUGAAAUGAAAGGAAUGGAACUUUACGCUAUCAGCUCUUCGGGGCAUUGUUUUGCACAGCAGAAUCUAAUCGAAUUUCUUUUCUGAAAGUAAAUGCUAAAUAUCAGUAGGUAAUUCCCCAGAGCUCCACUGUCACAUAGCUCACUUGUCCCAUGUGCUGCUGUACCUGAGAGUGACGGUGGAAUUGCAGACGAUGAACGACACCAUUGUUGGGAACUGUGCACUCUAGGAUUUGCAAUCCUUCAAUUCAACAGAGACUCGUGCACGGAGAGGAAACACAGCGACCUGGGAGUCGAUCGAAAUGACAGCAGCUGAUGGGGGGUUAACUGGGAGACAUUUGUCCAGUCGUUGAAAAAGGUUCACUCUAUUUUUCGCUAAAGGGGAGCAAAAGUGAAUCUUGACAUGAGCGCCCCCCCCCUCACCCCCUCACCCCUCACCCAUCACCCCAAAUUGGCUGGGGCUUAAGUUGGAGGUUUGUAGAAAUGAAGAACAUUUUGUGAGUACGGUGCGUUGAGUGGAGAACUCUUUUUAAACCCUCUGCUGCCAACUGGAAUAUGGUGGAGUAUGUUAGUUUUCCAGUCACACUGGAACUGUCUGUUCUGAACACUGAAAAUAAAUUGUUUAUUUAUGUUAUAGUAUCUUAAAACGAAGCACUAACGGGUAUAGAUGUCUUUUUUUGUCCUAAGUGUAAAGAAAAAAUGCUUUUUAGAAACUGUGUGUCUAUUAGAAAGUUACCCCAAGACCUAAAACGACCUCUUCUUUUCUUUAAAGAAAGAAAAAAAGGGAUUAGUGUUGAUGUGUUGACACAUUUACGUUCAAACGUCUUGGUUCUAUUUUACUGUCCAAUUGUUUGUUUGUAGUCCUUUUACCCGAAGCAGCAACAUCCAUUGGGAUGCUUUAGCUAUUUCAUACAAUCAACGGUAGCAAGAAAAUUCAUUAAACUGCAGAGAUCCUUCCUCAACUCAUGAAACAUAAGCUCACUUGUUGCUGGAUGUGUUGUGCUGCACUGAUAUUUGCCAUUCAUAAAUAAACUCCUAUUUGACUCAGUUUGGCAGUUCACUGCUGAAAUAUAGUUGACUAAUUUAUAGCGAUAAAUAGAUGACAUUGUCCUCAUUUGAGAUAAUGUUGUUUUCUUUUGGGACGUGAUCUUUGUUGAUUAUUAAAGCAUCUUGUUCACCCAAAACUAUUGCUCAGUUUGAAAACACAGUGACAUCGGACAGACCCACAUUAUCUAAAGUACUUUGCUUGUCAGACCAUGAGCACACACAAAAUGCAGGUUAAUAUCAGCGCCCAGAUGCAGCCGAUACGGUCGGUUUCUCCUUUUAAUCAAUCUCAGAAUCCCCCGUUCACUGUUUUUAAAUUGGAAAGUGCAAAGUUAUCCUAGGUGAUGAGUUGGGUGCUGUAACGGUUUCCUGUGGAGCAGCAGUACUUCAGCGCUCUGCCUCGGCUGGUUGCUGUGACAACAAGGCUGCAGAGAGACGGAGCGCCCCGCUGUUGUCCAGGAAAAUGUUACAGAAUUCCCCACAAAAUAUUUUGAUUAUUUUUUUUAUUAAACUAAGCUAAACUAAUUACAGCAAGGCUCUAAAGAUCUGAAAUUGACGCACUUGAUAGUGGUAUAGAUGGUGAAUAAGUUGAUAUCCGUCUAUUCGGCUAUAAUCCUUAUUGGCAUGUUUUUUAAAAUUUUGGACUUUAGAGGCCAGUUUAUCUUUUGGUUUACAUAUUAAUUGAUGCUUUUAGAAUGUAUUAUGACUUUUGCACAGUGAUAAAAAACAACCGUUUAAGAGAUUAAGAGACUGAUGUUGCCUAGCCCUGCACUUUGCUCGAUUGGCAUUUUGUGUGUGCAUCAGUCUUUAAAUUAUUUUAUUUCAGUAGAGAGCCAACUCAGAUGGAUCAAAAAUAUUUGUCAUAUAAAAAGAUUUGAUUUUUUUAACGAUCUUGAUUGAAGUAAGUUAUUAAUUUAAGCUUUCUAGCAUAUAGCCUCAUUCUGACAUUCAUAUUAUUACAUAUACCUUCAAAUAUUAACUCAAAUUGGAGGCUUUUGAAAUAAUAAUUAUGUUUCCUUUGUCAAGGAUGCAAAUGUGUCCUCACUUUAUGUAACUGAUCGUUCUUUAAUUUAUGAAGAAGUAUAUGAGUUGUACCGUGAAACACAGCAGAAGGUUUAUCCAUGAACCCUGAGUGAGGAAUCCACAUUCUUCAUUUUAUUGUUUUGUGCAUGUUGUUACAAGAAUGUUCCUGCUCAAUGUUCGGUUGCCCAUAUUGACUGUUCCAACAAAUAUCCAUCGCUAUUAUUUUCAUGAAAUUCUCCCCCUCUGAAGAAAAACACACACAUCAAAUAUGGUCAUUGUGUGUGUCCAGGUCUGUAGCCAAACCGUAUGUAGAAGUCUGUUAUUCAAACCUUCCAACCACGCAUUAUAAUAACUGGCAAAUGCCUUAGAAGA
Molecule: messenger RNA, 4060 nt
Organism: Gasterosteus aculeatus aculeatus (three-spined stickleback)
Lineage: Eukaryota; Metazoa; Chordata; Actinopteri; Perciformes; Gasterosteidae
Gene: wnt7bb
Product: wingless-type MMTV integration site family, member 7Bb
Biological process (GO): cell fate commitment; multicellular organism development; positive regulation of JNK cascade
Cellular component (GO): extracellular region
Molecular function (GO): cytokine activity; frizzled binding
Source: RefSeq, a predicted model, not a curated record